UUCCUGAGGAAAUUAAAAAGGUGUGCUCACAUUCAUUCGUUCAUAGUUUCACACGCUUACGCAAACACAAGAUCGAUCGAAUUAAAUUGGGAUCGAGCCAUAGAGAGAGAUAUGAGCAGCAGCAUGGUGGAGGUUGUGAGGUCGGAAUUGGUAGUCCCGAAUGAGGAGACGCCGAAGCACAGGAUCUGGCUGUCGAACCUCGACCUGGCGGCGAGGAGAGGCUACACGCCGACGGUCUACUUCUACCGCCCGAACGGCGACCCGGACUUCUUCUCCGCCGAGGCGCUGAAGGCCGCGCUGUCCAAGGUCCUCGUCCCCUUCUACCCCUUCGCGGGCCGCCUCGCGGAAGAUCGCGAAAACGACGGCGACGGCCGCAUCGAGAUCGACUGCAGCGCGGAGGGCGCCCUCUUCGUCACCGCCCGCUCCGACCGCUACACCCUCGACGACCUCAGCGACUUCGCGCCGUCCGAGGAGAUGCGGAACCUGUUCGUGCCGCCCGCCGGCGACCCCCGCGUGCUGCUGAUGCUGCAGCUGACUUACCUGCGCUGCGGCGGGGUGGUGCUGGGGACGGCCAUGCACCACGCCGUCGUCGACGCCCGCAGCGCCUGCCACUUCAUGGAGACGUGGGCCGCCCUCGCCCGCGGAUCCCCCGACCCCAUCGUCCCGCCGUUCCUCGACCGCACCCUGCUCAGGGCGCGGUCGCCUCCCUCCGUCGCCUACGACCACGUCGAGUACAAGCCCGACCGGACCGCGAGGCCGCCCGGCGCGGCAUCCGACUACGCCGCCGCCAUCCUCACCCUCUCGAAGCGGCAGGUCGACGGGCUCAAGGCGCGCUGCGGGCCCGCGGGCGCGUCGGCGUUCCGGGCGAUCGUGGCGCACGUGUGGCGGUGCGCGUGCGCGGCGCGGGGGCUGGCCCCGGACGAGGAGACGAGGCUGUACACGAUGAUCGACAUGCGCAGCCGGCUGGUGCCCCCGCUCCCGCCGAGCUACUUCGGCAACGCCGUCAUCCGCACGUCGGUGGUCGCGAGGGUCGAGGAGGUGGGCGGCGGCGCCUCGCUGGCGUGCGUGGCGCGGCGCAUCCGCGGGGCGACGAGUCAGGGGGACGAGUACGCGCGGUCGCUGAUCGACUGCCUGGAGUCGACGGACAUGAUGAAGCUGCCGAGGAGCGGCGUGUCGCGGUCGAGCCUGCGGGUCAUCAGCUGGCUGGGGAUGUCGAUGUACGACGCGGACUUCGGGUGGGGGGAACCGACCUUCAUGGGCCCGGCGCUCAUGUACUACAGCGGAUUCGUCUACCUCAUGAACAGCCCCCGCAAGGACGACGGCAGCGUUGCCGUCAUCGUCUCGCUCGAGCCCGACACCCUGCCCGCCUUCAAGAAGAUCUUCUUCCAGGACCUGCACGGAUCGCCUGCGCCCGCCGAUCAUCCCUGUGAAUUGCAUUGAAUGAAUUGAAUUGAAUUGAAUUAACCAACCAGUAAUUAGUACAUAUAUAUAUAUAUAUAACGUACUACAUUGGUACCCUCUUCUACAAUUUUACCACUAGUACGUAGCUUGCUUGCUAGCCAGUGUACGUGAUAUGCAUGCACGGCGCCAUGCAACAUGCAACUAUAUAUACAUGAGAGGUUUUUUGUUUUAA
Messenger RNA from Ananas comosus (pineapple), 1633 nucleotides. Its product is annotated as hydroxycinnamoyltransferase 4-like. Lineage: Eukaryota; Viridiplantae; Streptophyta; Magnoliopsida; Poales; Bromeliaceae. The record is from RefSeq and is a predicted model, not a curated record. The transcript has a single exon. Bases 112 to 1440 code for a protein of 442 amino acids. Gene Ontology annotation, molecular function: acyltransferase activity, transferring groups other than amino-acyl groups.